AUGUCUACUCAUCACGAGGAAAGCUUAUCUGAACCUGGAGCAGUCGGAGGUGACAAGCGAAUUCGUCAACCUACCAAUAAGGGAUUACAAUGGCAGUUAGAAGUGAAGGAAAAGAAAUGGAAAAGCUGCAUUACUUCAUGGAGAAGAUCAUCAACGAAAUUAAGGGCUCUUCUUACUGAUGAAGAUGCAGAAGUUAAUGCCAUAAAAUCCCACAGAGAUGCUCUGCAGGCAAUUACGGAUGAUGCUAUAACAGCUCAAGAAGAAUUUUCUGCAGCUGCAAAGAUGCUUUCUAAAGAGGAAAAUAGUGAAGCAAAACUUGAUGAGCUAGAGGAAGAACAUUCAGUUCUAAUGAAACAAACGUACAACCGAGUGAGAGCCACCCAAGGAAGUUUGAGAUUGUCUACGUCAAGUUCUUCAUCGAAACGUCGAUGUCAACAAUGGCUUGAUCAACAGUUACAACCCAACAAUACAGAUGACGUUCAAAGUGAUAAAGUACGUCAAGAAAACAGGGUUGAAAAGAAAGUCAAUGCUGACAAAGCAAUUCCAAACGAAGAUCUCAGACCUAGACAACAACAAACAUUUGAGGAGCCUGCAAAUCUUGUGCAAGAGCCUCAUCAAGACCCAGAAUUCCUCACAUCAUGUCUGAUUGACCAGAUGCGACUCAAUCGACUCCCUAUUCCAGAGCCACCAGUCUUUGAUGGAAGCCCCCUACAGUAUCCGGCUUGGAAGAGAGCUUAUGACAUGCUCAUUGAAAGGAAAGGAAUCAUGCCAGAAGACAAGUUUUACUACUUGUUGAAAUACCUAAAGGGCUGUCCCUUUGAGUUAGUUCAGGGAUACUCACUCCCUAGUGACGACCAUGCUUACGCAAUCGCAAGACAGGAAUUGGACAAACGUUAUGGAGACACGUUUGUCUUGUCCAAUGCAUUUCGAGACAAGCUAGAUGCAUGGCCUAAGAUAGGUGCAAGGGACUCAGAUGGCCUGCGAAGAUAUGGCGAUUUUCUACGUCAGUGUUUUGCUACAUCUCAGGUUGUACAUCAUUUGAAACACCUAGACGAUGAGAGGGAGAACAGAAAGCUAUUGUCAAAGCUUCCAGACUGGCUCACGCAUAGAUGGGGUCGGAAGGUUGUUCAAUGGAGAAGAGAUACAAACUCAUUCCCUCCAUUCCCUGUCUUUGUGAACUUUAUCGUAGAAGAAGCAGAGGUAGCAAGUGUAUCAGUAACGUCUGUUCAGGAAAGGAAGCCAUCGUCUAAAGCUAGGACUCUAUCUACUGGCAUACAGAAGAAAGAUGAAGGAAACAAGAAGAAACUCGGCUGUCUUUUUUGCAAAGGACAGCACCGUCUGGCAGAGUGUACUUCUUUCGCAUCACAGCCUAUGGAAGAGAAGAGAAAAUUUGUCCACAAAUGUAAUCUGUGCUUCGGAUGUCUUAAGCCUGGUCAUAGAUCGAAGGAAUGUCGCUAUAAGAGCACUUGUUCGAGGUGUAAGAAAAGACAUCCUACACCACUUCAUGAUGAUAAUUGGAGUAGUAAGCGACAAUCUAAGGAAGAUGACUCUCUACGUGAGGCAGAGGAAUCUCAUUCAUCCCAUGCAUCAAGCAACAGGAGUAGCUCCCAUACUUCAAAAACCUCUUCUAUUGUUCCAGUUUGGUUAUCCCAUACUUCAACGCCAAAGGAGAUGUUGGUAUAUGCAAUGCUUGAUACCCAAUCUGACACAACGUUUAUCCUUCGAAGGACGAAUGAAAAAAUGGGAGUUACAGGAACAGAGGUCAACCUACUCUCAACAAUGUCCAAGGCUGAGGAAAGAGUUGCAAGCGAGAAAAUUAAAGGUCUCAAGGUGAGGGCCUUGAAUGGUAAUAAGGAGAUUAUGUUACCACCAUCUUAUACCCGUGAUAUCAUGCCGGCGAAUAGAACUCACAUUCCAACGCCUGAAGUCGUCGAGAAUCUUACCUAUCUGGAGUCCAUUAAAGAUCACCUAUCGCCAUUAAUGGAUUGUGAGAUAGCCUUACUUAUAGGCUAUGAUUGUCCUACUGCACUUACUCCUCGAGCUGUCAUUCCCCCACCGGUACAUGGAGGACCUUUCGCAAUGCAGACUGACCUGGGAUGGAGUGUCAUAGGCAUGGUGGACCAUGGCUGUAAUGAUAAUGACCCAAUAGGUAUAAGCCAUCGUACCAUGGUGAAGGUCCUUCCUGAGGAAGUGCGGCUAGACAGUCAUCCUACAGAAGUCAUGUUCUCAUGCCAAUCCACAGUUAGAGAGGAGAUAGCACCUCAUCAAGUCGUCAAGCUCUUAGAAGCAGAUUUUGCCCCUGAAAGAGCACAACGUCAUUACUCUCAGAAUGAUACCAAGUUUCUGAAACUAAUGGAGGAGCAGAUUCGAGUCACAGGCAAUGGACACUACGAAACACCCCUUCCUUCAAAGAAACACAUCCUAAGCUGCCAAACAACAGGAAUAUGGCUUUGA
Messenger RNA from Lytechinus variegatus (green sea urchin), 2454 nucleotides. RefSeq lists its product as uncharacterized. The record is from RefSeq and is a predicted model, not a curated record. Gene Ontology annotation, molecular function: nucleic acid binding; zinc ion binding. Lineage: Eukaryota; Metazoa; Echinodermata; Echinoidea; Temnopleuroida; Toxopneustidae. Bases 1 to 2454 code for a protein of 817 amino acids. The transcript has a single exon.